GUCAUGGAUGCCCCCACGCGUAUAACUAAAUUGUGAAUGAGACAAUCCGAAAGCACAUACUUUUGUCCGUUUUUUGUUUGUGGUUUUUAAAUAUGAGGUACUUGUUUCGACUCGGGCACUCGUUUGCUCGCCUUCAUGUCCGUCUGUGUCACCAGAGUGUGUACAACAGUCACAGUAAUCCAAAAAGAGUGGCAGUGGACCUUGGAGAAAAGUGAAAAACUUGAGAUCUCUUCAGGGAGGUUUGCCAGAUUCGCUGAUGGAUCUGCUGUAGUUCAGUUGGGUGAUACCUCUGUGAUGGUGACAGCUGUGAGCAAAACCAAACCCUCUCCAUCUCAGUUUAUGCCUCUUGUGGUGGACUACAGACAGAAAGCUGCUGCUGCAGGACGAAUUCCCACUAAUUAUUUGAGGCGAGAACUGGGAACCACAGACCAUGAGAUCCUCACAAGCAGACUCAUAGACAGAUCGAUCAGACCUCUUUUUCCUCCUGGGUACUUUUAUGACACACAGAUUCUUUGCAACCUGCUAGCUGUUGAUGGUGUCAAUGAUCCAGAUGUACUUGCUAUCAAUGCAGCUUCCACUGCUCUGGCUCUGUCUGAUAUCCCAUGGAAUGGACCUAUUGGUGCUGUGCGUGUAGGAAUGGUGGAUGGAGAAUUACUGAUCAACCCCACCAGGGCAGAGAUGAGUUCAAGUACUCUGAACCUGAUUGUGGCUGGAGCCCCCAGCAGUCAAGUUGUGAUGAUCGAGGCAUCAGCUGAGAAUGUGCUACAGCAGGACUUCUGCCACGCCAUAAAGGUGGGAGUGAAACACACCCAGCAGAUCAUACAUGCCAUCCAGCAGAUGAUGAGGGAGCAAAAGGUCACCAAGCGAACACCCGUCAAAGUCUUCUCAGCACCCAAUGACAUGGUGGAACAAGUUCGACAACUUUCAUCAGAGAAAAUUUAUGCUGUUUUUACUGAUCACACGCAUGACAAGAUUUCAAGAGAUGAUGCUAUCAACAAGGUCCGAUUAGAAACAGAGGAGGUCCUAAAAGAAAAAUAUCCUCAAGCCGAGCCAUUUGAAAUCAUUGAAUCAUUCAACAUUGUGAGCAAAGAAAUCUUCCGUAAUUUAGUGCUGAAUGAGUACAGGAGGUGUGACGGAAGGGAAUUGACGGCUUUAAGGAACAUUUCUUGUGAUGUUGACCUGUUUAAACCUCUUCAUGGCUCGGCUCUAUUCCAAAGAGGACAGACACAGGUGUUGUGUAGUGUCACUUUCGAUUCCCUGGAAUCCAGUGUCAAACCAGACAUCAUCACAACAGCUUUGAGCGGCAUCAAAGACAGGAAUUUUAUGCUCCAUUAUGAGUUCCCUCCAUAUGCAACCAAUGAGAUUGGGAAGAUGGGAGGACUCAACAGAAGGGAGCUCGGUCAUGGGGCUCUGGCUGAAAAAGCACUUAGAGCAGUGAUUCCUAAAGACUUCCCUUUCACUAUUAGAGUCACUGCUGAGGUGCUUGAGUCAAACGGAUCCUCAUCAAUGGCGUCAGCAUGUGGAGGUAGUCUGGCUCUAAUGGAUGCAGGUGUGCCCAUCUCUUCUCCUGUAGCAGGUGUGGCCAUCGGCCUCAUUUCAAAGCCAAAUCCAGAGAAAUCAGCUGAGAUCCAAGACUACAGACUCCUGACUGAUAUUCUAGGAAUAGAGGAUUACCUUGGAGACAUGGACUUCAAACUGGCGGGGACAAACAAAGGCAUCACUGCCCUACAGGCUGAUGUGAAGAUUCCAGGUCUGCCUCUCAAACUGGUUAUGGAGGCAAUUCAACAAGCCACAGUGGCAAAGAGGGAGAUCUUGGGUAUUAUGAACAAAUGCAUCGUAAAACCCAGAGACAAGAGGAAGGAGAAUGGGCCUGUUGUUGAGAACGUCAGAGUACCUAUCACUAGACGAGCUCGCUUUGUUGGUCCAGGGGGUUAUAACCUUCGGCGGCUUCAAGCUCAAACAGGUGUCACAAUAAGUCAGGUGGAUGAGGAGACUUUUUCUGUGUUCGCUCCUACGCCAGGGGCAAUGAAUGAAGCACAAGACUUCAUCAGUGAGAUCUGCAAAGAUGAUCAAGAACAACAGCUGGAGUUUGGUGCUGUAUACACCGCCACCAUCACUGAAAUAAGGGACAUUGGUGUCAUGGUAAAACUCUAUCCCAACAUGAGUGCUGUCUUACUACACAACUCACAGCUGGACCAUAAACGGAUCAAGCAUCCGAGUGCUUUAGGUUUAGAGGUGGGACAGCAGAUACAGGUCAAGUAUUUCGGACGGGACCCAACAGACGGCAGAAUGAGACUUUCACGAAAGGUGCUGCAGACCCCAGCGGCAAGCGUCAUCAAGACACUUAGUGAGAAGCAAAGCAUUUCUAUGGGAACAGGAAACAGUCAUCCAACCAAUUCAUGACACGUCGACUCCAAAAGCUAACUUCUAGCUUUGUUGCAAGACAAGACUGAUCUGAUUUUACUACAAAAAAAUCUCUUGCAUCUAGAUCAUCAGACUACAGUGAAUCAGUGUUGCACAUAAGGACCUUUACCAUGUUGUUGUGGAUAUGGACUAUGGACUGCAGCUCGCUUGUGAAAUGCAGAUUCCCACCCUUGUUGUGUCAUCGUGCAUAUGCAAAGACGAAGAAAGAUACUUGUGGAGACUUUUAUGCAUUUUGUGUAAUUUUGUUUUCUGGUUUAUCACUCAGCUGACAACACCACUAUAAAAUAUUAUCCUCAGGCUUUUUAUGAAGUACAGUGCAUUGGUCCUUGAAGUGUCACACAAUUAAGAAGUGGGGAAACUCAUUUUUACAGCCUCUGUUGCAUUGAACAUGAGUCUUCUGUAAAUAAAAAAUUAUUGGUUGCUACGAUGUAAA
Molecule: messenger RNA, 2857 nt
Organism: Sphaeramia orbicularis (orbiculate cardinalfish)
Lineage: Eukaryota; Metazoa; Chordata; Actinopteri; Kurtiformes; Apogonidae
Gene: pnpt1
Product: polyribonucleotide nucleotidyltransferase 1
Exons: 28
Coding region: 136-2403 (755 amino acids)
Biological process (GO): mitochondrial mRNA catabolic process; mitochondrial RNA 3'-end processing
Cellular component (GO): cytosol; mitochondrion
Molecular function (GO): 3'-5'-RNA exonuclease activity; RNA binding; polyribonucleotide nucleotidyltransferase activity
Source: RefSeq, a predicted model, not a curated record